AUGUAUUCUUUUCGCGAGUACAUUGACCUUCCAUACGCUCAGACCCCUUCGCGGGAUCUAUACCAUGAAUUCGACCUGUUUGCCCCCUCUGUACAAGGAGAGACGGCUCUGUUGCCACUGAUUUGCUUUGUGCACGGGGGUGCUUGGAGAAGUGAAGAUAAGUCGUACCAUCGCAGUCUCGCUCGGAAGCUGGUCAACAGUACAGGAUACCCUGUGGCCCUCCCAAACUACAGGUUGACGCCGAAGUCGCCCACGGCGGAUGAUUAUCUACACCAUCCUACACACGCCGAAGAUAUCCUCCAAUUCCUGAAGUAUAUCCUAUCCUGGGGUGGCCCUGAGUCCCGGGCGCUUUACGAUCCGUCCAUGAUAUAUCUGCUGGGCCACAGCUGUGGAGCCCACAUGGUUACCUCGAUCCUCCUCGACUCUUCCCACGUUACUCCUUCCCUGACCCCUCCGCCGAAUGUACUCAAGGCCGUUCAAGGGGUUGUCCUAUCUGAGGGUAUUUACGACCUCCAAGAGUUGCUGAAGAGCUUCCCUGGAUACCGAGACUGGUUUAUCGAGAAUGCCUUCGGCAAGCGGGACGACUUCAGUCUUUUCUCCACCACGUCUCUCGAUGCCCGGGAACAUGCCAUGCAUAUUGAGUGGCUCGUGAUCCACUCCAAGGGCGACACUCUCGUCGACGAGGUGCAGAGCCGUCUUAUGUACACGCAUCUCCGUUCAUUAUACCGCCGGCGGGAUAGACUCGCGGACAACUAUAUUAAAAUGAGCUUCGACGAUUUAGACGAAGAACACAACGAUCUCCUGCGGGGCGACAAGUUUGUGCAGAUCGUCACAGACUUCAUACGAGGACAGCAGUCGACCAAUUAA
This is a messenger RNA of Gloeophyllum trabeum ATCC 11539, 867 nucleotides long. Its product is annotated as alpha/beta-hydrolase. Bases 1 to 867 code for a protein of 288 amino acids. Gene Ontology annotation, molecular function: hydrolase activity. NCBI's taxonomy places the organism in Eukaryota, Fungi, Basidiomycota, Agaricomycetes, Gloeophyllales, Gloeophyllaceae. The record is from RefSeq and is a predicted model, not a curated record. The transcript is spliced from 2 exons.